This is a messenger RNA of Dothidotthia symphoricarpi CBS 119687, 2523 nucleotides long. RefSeq names its product P-loop containing nucleoside triphosphate hydrolase protein. Bases 1 to 2523 code for a protein of 840 amino acids. The transcript has a single exon. Gene Ontology annotation, cellular component: catalytic step 2 spliceosome; intracellular anatomical structure. Gene Ontology annotation, molecular function: RNA binding; ATP binding. Lineage: Eukaryota; Fungi; Ascomycota; Dothideomycetes; Pleosporales; Dothidotthiaceae. The record is from RefSeq and is a predicted model, not a curated record.
AUGUCGGAUCCAAAGCGCCGCAGGACAGACGAGGGAAAUGCCAGCGAGCUACGGUUGAAGUCGCGCCAAUCAUAUCUGCAAAAGCGCGAAGCAGAGCAACUGGCGCUUCUUCGCCGUCAGGUCGCUGAAGAAGCAGACGAGCAAGAAAGGCUUGGCUCGAAACUAUCCAAGGCCGAGAUUGAAUCAUUCCGCCGAAACCGAGAAACACUUCGUCUUGCCGAAGCGAGGAAUGCCAUCGACGAACACCUUGAUGGAUACAUACUACCCGACGCGGACUACUCGAAUAAGUCUGAGGUUCUCACACGACGCCAUAAGGAGAAGGAGAAGGGAUAUGAGAAGAGCGAAGUGCAACUCUGGGAGGAUGAGCAGACGGCGAAAGUCAAGGCCCAGAUCAGCAAACCGAAACGAACACGGGAAGAGGAUUACGAAUUUGUCUUCGACGAGAGUCACAACAUCAAAUUUAUGGCGGAUGCUGCUGGGAACAUCAACCCAGACACCAUUGACCUUGCCAGGCUUGAAAUGCAAUCAAAGCUUGACGCAGCGGAAUUGAAAGUCAAGACCAUUCAGGAUACUCGAAAGAGUCUGCCCGUGUAUAAAUACCGCGAAGAGUUACUGGAGGCACUCUCAAAUCACCAAGUCUUGGUGGUUGUUGGUGAGACCGGCUCCGGAAAGUCGACUCAGAUCCCUCAGUUCGUCGCGGCAGCGGGCUAUACAGAGAAGGGCGCAAUUGCUAUCACCCAGCCACGACGAGUCGCUGCGAUGUCUGUCUCACAGCGUGUUGCAGAGGAAUACGGUUGCAAACUAGGAGGGGAGGUAGGAUACUCGGUUCGUUUCGAAGACCGCACAUCCCCAAAGACGACCAUCAAGUUUGCGACGGACGGUGUAUUGUUGCGCGAGGCUAUGUCAGAUGUUCAGCUAUCGAAGUAUUCUGUCAUCAUGAUCGAUGAGGCUCACGAGAGGUCGCUGGCGUCGGAUCUGCUCUUAGUGCUCUGCCGUGAGAUUUGUCGAUCGAGACCAGAGAUGAAGCUUCUCAUCCUCUCCGCUACUAUCAACGCGUCACACUUCAGUGCCUACUUCGAUGACGCGCCUGUAUUCAAUAUUCCUGGCAGGACCUGGCCAGUCCAGGUGAACUACACAAUGUCUCCAGAAGCCAAUUAUCUCAGCGCUGCCAUAACGACCGUCUUCCAGAUCCACAUUGCGGCUGAACUUCCCGGCGACAUCUUGGUCUUUUUAACUGGUGAGGAAGAAAUCCAGGCUGCUGCAGAGGCUUUGGAGAGCACUCAAAAGAAACUUGGCGGGAGAGUCAAGGAGCUCGUCAUCUGUCCCAUCUACAGCGCACUUCCUCCAGACGUACAAGCCAAAGCAUUCGAACCUACUAAACCAAACACACGCAAGGUUGUUCUUGCCACUAACAUAGCGGAGACGUCCAUCACGAUAGAUGGCAUCCGUCACGUUAUCGAUUCCGGCUAUGCUAAGGAGUCAAGUUUCAAUCCGAAAACAGGACUUUCGUCAUUGACAGUCUCCCCCAUAAGUCGUGCAAGUGCCAACCAGAGAUCUGGUCGGGCUGGCCGCACAAGUGCAGGCUUUUGUUAUAGACUCUAUACGAAGCAUGCGUUUUAUAACGAUCUUAGCGAGGCAACUGAACCUGAGAUUCAACGAGCGAAUCUUGACGGUGUGGUCUUAACACUUAAGAGUUUAGGCAUAUCAAAUCUGCUGGACUUCGAAUUCAUUGAUCCACCAUCAAGUGACGCCCUCAUAAAAUCGCUCGAGGGCCUAUAUGCACUCGGAGCCUUGGAUUCAAAUGGCGCGUUGACACGAUUAGGCCGCAGGAUGGCUGAACUCCCUUUGGAUAUUAAACUCUCAAAAGCGAUGCUUGAAUCAGAGAAAUUCGGCUGUCGGGACGAGAUUCUUUCUAUCGUCAGUGUACUAGGGGAGUCCGCGUCGCUCUUCCUCCGACCAAAGGACAAGAAAGUAGCUGCAGACAGUGCUCGCAAUCGUUUUAGCGACCGCGAAGGGGGCGACUUCUUGACAUACCUAAACAUAUGGAACCAGUUCGUGGAGAGUGGGUACGAUUCUCUUUGGUGUCGCGAAAACUUUUUGCAAUACCGAACUCUCAAUCGCGCUCGAGAGGUUCGCGAGCAGCUAGAGAAGCUUGCUGAUCGGGUGGAAGUCCCACCAUCAAGUUGCAGCUCUGACGACGUCGCCAUUCGGAAAGCUAUCACGGCUGGCUUCUUCCCCAACGCUGCGCGGUUACAAAGAGACGGACAAAGCUUCCGUACUGUGACAAAUGGCUUGACGGUAUAUAUACAUCCCUCUUCCACAUUGAUGGAGAAUCGCCCACGCUGGUGUGUCUUUGCGGAACUUGUUGCUACCAGCAAAGAAUAUAUGCGGUCAUGUAUGCCCAUCGAUCCAGCCUGGUUAGUCGAAGUAGCGCCUCAUAUGCAUACCGAGACCUCCAUCUCCAAGCUCGGAGACGAUAAGAAAAUGGGUAAGGGACCAGGGAAGGUUGGUGUUGAUCGAUGA